Annulohypoxylon truncatum is the source of this 3773-nucleotide messenger RNA. RefSeq lists its product as uncharacterized. Gene Ontology annotation, biological process: transmembrane transport; monoatomic cation transport; intracellular calcium ion homeostasis. The record is from RefSeq and is a predicted model, not a curated record. NCBI's taxonomy places the organism in Eukaryota, Fungi, Ascomycota, Sordariomycetes, Xylariales, Hypoxylaceae. The transcript has 2 exons. Gene Ontology annotation, molecular function: monoatomic cation transmembrane transporter activity. Bases 594 to 3521 code for a protein of 975 amino acids. Gene Ontology annotation, cellular component: membrane.
CUUCUUUUAAACGUUUCCUUCAAACAUUCUCUUAAAGUUUCCGUGAAAUCUUGAAAAUGUCUCGACCUAACAUUCGCCAAGUCACAGCGCAUACGAAAAUAUUGAUACCGACGUCAUAAACUGUCGGAGGCCGCCCAUCUAUACUUACCUAUCAAUGCCUUACAAUUCCAGCGGUCUGGGAAGGAUCUGACGCACUAGCUUAAGUUACAGACAUACACAUAGACAUACACAUGUAAUGUCCGGGGUUCCUUCUGUCGUCCACGUCAACGGGACGUAGGGUAAUGUACUUGAGUAGUAUCGACAAGGUACCGACCGGGUAGUUGAUUGGCCUUUCAGCAGAACCUGAGCUCACCACUUCAUCAAUACCACCUCCUAAGAGAUACCCAAGAAAUACCUAAUACCUAAAUCGAUAUCAUUACCAUCUUCCCAAAUCGUUCCCAAUCGUUCUUGUAUAUCAUAUUUCAUCCUUUCGCUCGUUUUUAGAACCCGGCUUCAUCGUACAAUUUGUCAAUCUCAUCAUAUUAUCCAUGUCACAAUCCCCUAUUUCUCUCCUGGCUAUGGCAUUUUGAUCGCACCCAGCCGGCCAAGCCAAAAUGCAUACUUCCUUAUCUUGGAGGAGGGGCGCCAUCAGCUCUCGGCCAUUCUACACGACGAUAUUCAUUAUUACACUUCUCGCCACAUAUAGUAUAUUUAUUCGAGCGCCAACAGUCUCAUCAAAGGAAUCCCCCUCUCUAACUGCGCGAUCCGGUGAAGACUGUCGCUUAGUUCACAAUGCGCCAGACAAGUGUGCCUUUGUAAGGCUCAAUUGUAAAGAUGACGAAGCAGGCAUUAUAGAAUAUUUAACAUUCUAUUACUGCGACCUUGAGCGCGCACAACCCGUCGCCUUCAUUAUACUGGCCCUCUGGUUAGGCCUUCUGUUCACCACUAUCGGCAUAGCCGCUAGUGACUUUUUCAGCGUCAACCUUAGCACCAUCGCAACCGUCCUCGGUUUGAGUGAAAGCCUUGCCGGGGUCACCUUCUUGGCUUUGGGAAAUGGCUCGCCGGAUGUGUUCAGUACAUUCGCCGCCAUGGGCUCCAAUAGUGGGAGCAUGGCCAUCGGCGAGUUAAUUGGUGCUGCGGGCUUCAUCACGUCUGUCGUUGCCGGCUCUAUGGCCCUAGUACGCGAAUUCAAGGUUUCGAGGAAGACCUUUGUGCGAGACAUCUGCUUUUUUAUAGCGGCCGUCAGUUUUGCCAUGGGCUUCUUGGCCGACGGGUACCUGCAUUUAUGGGAAUGCGCCGCCAUGAUCGCAUUCUACAUUUUCUACGUCAUCGUAGUGGUCGGCUGGCAUGCAGUCGUCAAGAGGAGAACAGCUCAGCGAGCUAAGGAGGCCCAAUCUCGCGGCCACUUCUAUGCAUCCGCAAACGAACACGGGGAUGAUGCAUUGGAGCCCUAUAGAGAUGACCCGGAUGACGAAGACGUUCCACCGGCAGAGCGUCGUACUUCGUGGAGGAGCGGAUCUGAUAUCAGUGCGCUAGAGCGAGGGCCCAGAAUCGAGGUCGGCUCACCUGACGACGACGAUGGCGACCGCAGCCAACAUGUUGCUGCAGAGGUGGCGAGCAGCAUGCGAGUGAAUCGUCCGCGUGGAAGGAGAAGUAACACGACGACCAUCACCCCAAUCCGGCCCAGUCUAGUUGGCGCGCUGGAAUUCAGGUCAGUAUUGUCGUCAUUACAAGACGAAGGAAACCUACGGAUGCGACCAAUACACCAUGGUCGUAGCAAUUCUGCCGAUCUUUUGCAAGAGGGACAUGCUAUUAUUCGGGGGAACAAGAGUGUACAAACGAUUCAGGACACUAAGGAUGCUUCCGUCAUCGUUAGAAAUCGCUCACGGUCAUCCGGGGCCGUCCCAAUUGCUGUUGAUGUUGACCUUGCCCCUCAAGAAUCGGCAGAGGAUAGAGGUAGGGCCCCUAGCCCACACACCAUAGGAGGGAAGUUAGCUCCUCCGCCCAACGAUCUUUUAGGCGGUCAUCAUGCGGAGAGUUCGACUUCGGAGGAUCCGUCGCGGAAACCGCAGCUACAUCGCCUCCGCAUCCCAAGUCCACCUCGUGACAGUGAGAGGUCUUCGCCAUCAUUAUCACCGUUCCCUGCGUUUACAGAAUCACCCUUUGCGACUGCAGAAAAUCCUCACCAACCUCCACAUAUAGUGCUGCCGCCCUCUAUGGAAGAGCGAAAUGCGUCGCUCCGCAAUCUGGUUGAAAACAGAAAUUCGAGACCCAUCAGAUGGUGGCCCUACCAGUUAUUGCCUCCACCACAGACCAUACUUUAUACUCUUUUCCCUACUUUACAAGGCUGGAAGAGCAAAAGCAUCUGGGAUAAAUUCGUCAGCGUGAUAUCCGUGCCCAGCAUAUUCUUUCUAGUCAUUACACUGCCUGUGGUAGAGACCGAAGCACCGGAAGAUGACUCAGAAGGAAGUAUUGUAGAACAAUUAGCCUCAGAGCAAAUAGGGAAUGUGGCAGCGCCAGUGUCGUCGGUGUCCUUCGAACCGGAGUUCUCUAUUCAGCCCGAAACAGAGUGGCAGCGGUACAGACGGAGCACAAGAUCUCGAGCAUCUAGUCGGAGCCGCUCACCUAGCCAUGCUAGCUUUAUCUCUCUAAAUCCCCCCAACGAUACGCAAACGAAUGGUGCGCAGGGGUCAGACCAACCCCAGGCGAUACCGGUCUUUGCCCCUUCAGAUGUACAUAUAUCAAAACCUGCCUCGGAGCCCGAACAGACGAGUUCAACGCUGAGCGACGAAGAACAAGGAUGGAACCGCUGGCUAUUGAUCCUCCAGGUUUUCACCGGUCCAAUAUUUUGCGUUUUUAUCGUCUGGGCAAACAUGGCUGAGGAUCUUGAUCAACCUUUCACUUUUCUCUGGAAAGCGGUGCUAAUUUCGGUUGUUUGUUCUCUAUUUAUAUUGGUUGUCAUACUUCUGACAACGUCCUCUGAUCGUCGACCUAAGUAUCAUUUCUUAUUCUGCUUUCUAGGAUUCUGCAUAUCGAUCGCCUGGAUCUCUACAAUUGCUGGUGAAGUAGUUGGGGUGCUAAAAGCAUUCGGGGUGAUCCUAGACAUAUCAGAAGCGAUACUGGGCCUUACCAUUUUUGCAGUUGGCAAUUCGGUGGGAGACCUAGUUGCGGAUGUAACUGUCGCUCGACUGGGUUACCCAGUGAUGGCUUUAUCUGCCUGUUUCGGCGGCCCCUUGUUGAACAUACUGCUCGGCAUCGGCCUUGGAGGCGCGUAUCAAACAAUAAACGCAGCAAAACGCAGGAAAAUAAAACAUCCGGACGACCCGAUACUCUAUGAGCCAUACCACAUACAAGUUAGCGGGACGCUGAUGAUUUCCGCUAUUACUUUACUUUUCACACUCCUUGCGUUGCUAACUGUCGUACCAAUGAACAAAUGGAUGAUGAACAGAAAGAUCGGCUGGAGUUUAAUAGGACUUUGGUCUAUUAGCACGAUUGUGAAUCUGGCCAUCGAGGUCACUGGAGUGUGGCAGGAAAUAGCCUAAGUCAGUGCGUUGCGCGACAGAGACGAGAUUACGAAAUGCUUCUAUUAUCCAAGUGUACGAUUGUAAGAAAUUAAAAUGGUUCGAGCUUAGCAUGGCGUUUUGAGCGACUAUUCCAAACAGGAAUAUAAUUUGAAAAGCGAUCUAUCUAAAUGAAUUUCCUGUUUGCAUUCAAGUGUGUGGGUGGUCCUCAGGGCCGGUAUAGCAGAGUAUCGCAUCGAGAGACGUUAUAUCCUUGAUGAUGCUCUAGCUUAU